AUGACUAAAGAAGAUGACUUUAAGCUCCUCAAGAUCCAGACUUUUCUUCUCAAAGUGAACAUACACUGUGAUGGGUGUAAGCAGAAAGUGAAGAAACUCCUUCAGAGGAUUGAAGGAGUUUACCAAGUAAACAUAGAUGCAGAGCAGCAGAAAGUCACAGUAUCAGGAACUGUAGAUUCUGCAACUUUGAUUAAGAAACUAGUCAGAGCUGGUAAACAUGCUGAGGUUUGGUCCCAAAAGUCCAACCAAAACCAAAAGAACAACUGUAUUAAAGAUGACAAGAACAAUAAAAGUCAGAAGCAAGGCUUGGUCAAGGGCCUUGAGGCCUUAAAGAACCAGCAGAAAUUCCCUGCGUUCAGCUCUGAAGAAGAUGACGACUAUCUUGAUGAUGAAGAAGAUGAUGACGAGGACGAACUCAGGUUUCUUGGGCCAAGCCAACUGGGUCUUCUCAGGCAGCAUGCCAUGGAGGCAAAGAAUGGUAUCGGUGCCAAUCCUGCUGCUUCCAACAGCGGUAAUAAAAUGAACAAUCUUGUAAAUGGGAAUGCUGGAAAGAAAGGAAACCCAAAUCAGAAUAUGGGAAUGAAGUUUAAUUCAGGUGGGAUAGAUCAAAAAACCAUGGCAGCGUUGCAAAUGAAAAAUGCCCAAUUAAAUGGUGGAAACAUCAGUGCUGGGGAGGGCAAAAGGGGAAAUGACAUUAGUACCAUGAUGAACCUUGCUGGUUUUCAUGGAAAUGGUGCUAAUGUUAGCAAUGCUGCAGCUGCUGUUGCUGCAUUAGGAGGUAAUCCCAAUGGUGGUCUAGGAGGGUUGCAAGUUCAACCCAAUAAUAAUGGGUUUCAAGGAUCUUCUUCUGCAGCAGCAGGAUUCCCUACUGGUGGAUAUGCCACAGGUCAGUAUCCAUCAUCCAUGCCGAUGAACAUGAACGCGCACAACCAUCCAGCAUCAAUGAUGAUGAACAUGCAAAACAGGAAUGUCAUGCAACAACAACAACAACAACCCCAGAUGAUGUAUCAGAGGUCUCCUUAUAAUCCACCCGCCACUGGCUAUUACUAUAAUUAUAGCCCUGCCCCUUACCCGUACCCUCACGCCUACACUGAACAACCUAAUUACAAUGGUGAUCACUCUGCUGCAGCUGCAUCAACCGAAAUGUUCAGUGAUGAGAACAGUAGCAGCUGUUCCAUAAUGUAA
Molecule: messenger RNA, 1185 nt
Organism: Dovyalis caffra
Lineage: Eukaryota; Viridiplantae; Streptophyta; Magnoliopsida; Malpighiales; Salicaceae
Source: the annotation of a GenBank genome assembly